Colletotrichum siamense is the source of this 381-nucleotide messenger RNA. RefSeq names its product Protein SYS1 (gene SYS1). Gene Ontology annotation, biological process: Golgi to plasma membrane protein transport; protein localization to Golgi apparatus; Golgi to endosome transport. Gene Ontology annotation, cellular component: Golgi membrane; trans-Golgi network. The record is from RefSeq and is a predicted model, not a curated record. NCBI's taxonomy places the organism in Eukaryota, Fungi, Ascomycota, Sordariomycetes, Glomerellales, Glomerellaceae. The coding region runs from base 1 to 381 and encodes 126 amino acids. The transcript is spliced from 3 exons.
AUGCCCCGCCGUCGCAAGCCGCCCCGGCCAGGCGCCCUCGGCGAGCUCCCGCCGCUCCGCAUCGCGUCGCAGAUCGCGGCGCUGCAGGGGCUGUACUACGCCGGCGCGCUGGUUCUCAUGCUCUUCACGGCGCUGGUGGCCGGCACGCGGUUCAGCAUGGAGCUGGUGUUUGGGUGGGAGGCCGUGAGGGGGGACACGACGCAGGGCUGGCUGAGCGCGUUUGUGUGGGUUCUCGACGGGGGGCUCUGCAUGGCCGUCGCAAUCAUCGUCCUGAUCGGCCGCUCUAAGCUCGUGCCGGACUUCGCGCUCACCAUGCACGGGCUGCACCUCGUCGUCUCGUCGCUGUACACGGGCCGCGUGCCGCGGAACAUGAUGUGCUGA